CAGACGGUCAGGCUGAACAUGUUAAAGCUAAUAUAGUCCUCGACCACAAACAAGUGGCAGCGAGAGACGUAUUAAACCCGCCGCUACGGGACAUUGUGUUGGGAUCAGGUGACAAAUUCGUUUUUAUUACAAUGGCAAGCUGGAAGAAUCACGUGCGUGCUGGACUGCAGCAGAGAGACCAACAUGAGAAACUCCCGUUCAUCGGCGUCUUCACAAGCUUGUCUCGGAUGGAGGAGCGUUUUGAAAUUCGCAAAGACAUUUUGGAUGAUGUUCAGUCCAAGAGUUUAGAAAGAGGUGGAUUUGAAGUUGGGAAAAACGUCAGACUCCUUCAACUCCAACUGAGAGAGAGUGAACACCUUGAAGAAAAGCUGUCUCAGACUGUCUCUGACCUGACCACCGUCCUACACCUGAAAGAGGCUGAACUGCAGUACUGGCAGUCACGUGUGUCCCACUACCAUAAAGAGGCACUUACCCUGGCAAAAGGGAGUAACAGCCUGAAGGCGACCCUUUCAGGAUUCGAGUACACCAUCGAGUGUCAAUCCAAAGAGUUGGCAGCCCUGCGUGUGGAACAGAAAGGACUACAUGAGGCAUUGGCACAGACUUGGAGAGAGAAAGAAGAACUUCUGGAGCGAUGGAUGCAGGAGAAGAGGGAGGAAGCAGACCGGUUGAAUAAAUACAACUACACACAGGAUAGAUGGCAACGUUUGGCACAACAGCUGAAGAAGCACCUCCAUAGAGAGAUGAAAAAGGAGUAUGUUCCCAUAGUGACGAGCUCUAGUGGUGGUGAAACUGAAACGCCUACAUCAGCCAUUCAGAGGAUCAAUAAUACAACAGAUAUACAUCAGGGACACUGAGUCCACAACUACGUCUCAGGGUUAGCAGAAGUCUAAUAUUCCCAUUGGAUCCUGGAGAAGACAGUUCUCAGCACAAAGGUUACCUCUCUUUACAUUUCCCCAUUUCUCUAAUCUCCAUUUGAGUGCAGUUGAAAAACUAUUUGCCCAUAUUUGAGGCCAGAAAGAUGACUACAGAGCAACCCUUUGAAACUAUGUGUUGGUUUCCUAUCUGUUGUUUUGAAUAACCUAAAGAUUUUUAUUCAAAGAUCCACCCUAGUCUCUAAAUAUAUUGUUUACUUUAAUUUCUACAUUUGCUGCUGUAACAUAAAUCCCCCUUUUCCAUAAUGUCGAUUAUCACUCCAGUUAACUUAUCACAUCUGGACUUUGUCCUGAUUCACACCCCUCACUGAAUAAUUUUAAAAAUCCUUCCACUCGUACCAUCUGAGGUGAUAAACCACCUCUCUUCAUCUAGUUCACAUCUUUUAAA
Molecule: messenger RNA, 1320 nt
Organism: Anoplopoma fimbria (sablefish)
Lineage: Eukaryota; Metazoa; Chordata; Actinopteri; Perciformes; Anoplopomatidae
Exons: 7
Coding region: 132-854 (240 amino acids)
Biological process (GO): negative stranded viral RNA replication; autophagosome assembly
Cellular component (GO): autophagosome membrane
Source: RefSeq, a predicted model, not a curated record